UUCCUUGCCUGUUUCUCUAGAUAAUUAAACAGUGAUGGAUUAGAAUUAGGCUGCAGCAGAGACUGGGGGAAAAAAAUCUCCCGGCAUCCCUUCCUGCAGAAGCAUCCGCUACAGCAGUGAGUGUAGCUGCCACUUUAACUGACAUGUCUUAAAUUCUGCCCUGGAAAGCCCUGGGAUGCUGUCAGCUGCCUCGGCAACUACUUUGCUUGUGCCUGAGAAUUGAGAGUCUCAUUGGAGACCAAGGAAUAAAAUAGAAAUUGAGGAUUUUUGUUGGCUUUAAAAUUGAGGAUUUUCUCUUCUUUUUGUUGGCUUAAAAAAAAAAAAUCUGAUAGAAGAGAGGGAAAGACAUCUUCAUAGUGGGACUGUAUUCAUUCCUCCAAAGUUACAGCUGCUCUAAAUCUAUCUUCUCACUCAGAUAUGGCAACAAGCAGCCUUCACUUUGCAUCAUGUGAUACACAACAGGCACCCAGACAACGCGGAGCAUCUACUGUGAACAGUUCAUCAUCAACCAAGGUGGAUCUCAAGAGUGGCCUCGAAGAAUGUGCUGUGGCAUUGAACUUAUUUCUAAGCAACAAAUUUACAGAUGCCUUAGAAUUGCUUCGCCCCUGGGCUAAGGAGAGUAUGUACCAUGCUCUGGGCUACAGUACCAUUGUGGUGUUGCAGGCUGUCCUGACCUUCGAGCAACAGGACAUCCAAAAUGGCAUUUCUGCCAUGAAGGACGCUUUACAAACCUGCCAAAAAUACAGGAAAAAAUACACAGUUGUAGAAUCUUUCUCAAGUCUUCUUUCUAGAGGAUCCCUGGAGCAACUGAGUGAAGAGGAAAUGCAUGCUGAAAUCUGUUACGCCGAGUGUCUCCUACAGAAAGCUGCACUCACGUUUGUGCAGGAUGAAAAUAUGAUCAACUUCAUCAAAGGUGGACUCAAAAUUAGAACAAGUUACCAAAUAUAUAAAGAAUGUCUUUCUAUUCUGCAUGAAAUUCAGAAGAACAAACUUCAGCAGGAAUUCUUCUAUGAGUUUGAAGGGGGUGUCAAGCUUGGCACUGGGGCCUUUAAUUUGAUGCUGUCCCUUUUACCAGCAAGGAUUAUCAGACUACUGGAAUUUAUUGGAUUUUCUGGAAAUAGGGAGUUGGGCCUCCUGCAGUUACGCGAAGGUGCCUCAGGAAAAAGCAUGAGGUCUGCACUGUGCUGCUUAACCAUCUUAGCUUUUCAUACUUACAUCUCCCUAAUACUUGGUACAGGAGAAGUGAAUGUUGCCGAAGCAGAGCGUCUCCUGGCACCCUUCCUCCAGCAGUUUCCAAAUGGCUCACUCGUGUUGUUUUAUCAUGCCCGAAUAGAGUUGCUGAAAGGGAAUCUUGAAGAGGCACAAGAAGUAUUUCGAAAAUGUGUUUCAGUUCAAGAAGAAUGGAAACAGUUUCACCAUCUCUGCUACUGGGAGCUAAUGUGGAUUAAUGUUUUCCAACAAAACUGGAUGCAGGCAUAUUACUAUUCAGAUCUGCUUUGCAAAGAGAGUAAAUGGUCCAAGGCAACUUAUGUGUUCUUGAAAGCGGCAAUUUUGAGUAUGCUUCCAGAGGAGGAUGUAGUAGCAACUAAUGAGAAUGUGGUAACUUUAUUCAGACAGGUGGACAGCUUGAAGCAGAGAAUUGCCGGGAAGUCUCUCCCUACUGAGAAGUUUGCUGUGAGGAAGGCUCGGCGUUACUCCGCCUCCUUGCCUGCACCUGUGAAGCUCAUCUUACCUGCCCUGGAAAUGAUGUAUGUCUGGAAUGGUUUUUCAAUAGUGAGCAAAAGAAAAGACCUUUCUGAAAAUCUGUUGGUAACUGUUGAAAAAGCUGAGGCAGCUUUACAAAGUCAAAAUUUUAACAGCUUCUCUGUGGAUGACGAGUGCUUAGUGAAGUUACUUAAAGGAUGUUGCCUCAAGAACUUACAGCGGCCCUUGCAAGCUGAACUAUGUUACAAUCAUGUUGUGGAAAGUGAAAAGCUACUGAAGUAUGACCACUACCUAGUGCCGUUCACUUUGUUUGAAUUGGCAUCUUUGUAUAAAAGCCAGGGGGAAAUUGACAAGGCCAUAAAGUUCCUAGAAACUGCAAGGAACAACUACAAAGAUUACUCCUUGGAGUCCAGACUACACUUCAGAAUUCAGGCAGCUCUUCACCUCUGGAGAAAACCUUCCUCAGACUGAUCAGAACUUGAAGGAUGGAAUUUUCCCUCAAUUAGCAUCGGCAAUCUGCUAUAGAUUCAACCUUAUGUUAAAGUGGAAAAGUGAUAUUGUGAAUAAGAGACAAAAAACUAAUUUUAUUGUCAAUAUUUUCUAUCAUCUGAGAGAUUUGCUGUUGGUCUACAUAAUUUUUUUUCCUAUGGAAUGGCAUUCUAUAUUAUCUAGACAAUUCUUAUAUUUUGCCUCCCCCAAAAGAAUUUCAUAUUAGAUUUGAAUUGGGGGGUGAAGAAGUCUUUUGAAAGACUUGCAGAUGCAAUAGUCUAAUUAGAUUAUUUAUUUUUUUAAUGUGAAAAUUGAUAUUGUUUAGCAAAUAGCUUAUAAGUUGAGCCAAUUUUAGAUUUGUGGGUAGUUAAACUUUUGAGAUAUUUUGUUGCCUAGUAUUUAAAUUUCAGAAGAUAAAUAAAUAUCACUUACAUUUAAAAUAACUUAGCAGUGACCUUCAGAAGACGUCUGAAAAAGACAGUCUGAGAACAUGAACACGGAUGGGAUGUAAUGUACUUCGUGGGUUGAAGAGAGCCGUAUCUAUAAAGGAUGAUCCAGUAUUCAGUUCAUGGUUUUUUACUCUUCAUUUGAUUAAAGGUGGUGACAUUUUGGAGAGACUGAUUUUGAAUGUACUUAAGUCUAUUAUAAUAACAAAAUUCAAAAACCCCUGUGUAUCUAAUGGGAAGAAAGUGUCAUAUUUUAGGAAUUUUUCUUAACCUUAGCAAUGAGAGCCUGAAAUACAUACAUAGAUUAUUUUUCUUCUAGGAAGUAAAGUUCCUGCUGCUUUAAAUGAUAUGUAAAAUAUCAAUAAUUUUUACACUUAAGAUGUUGGUAAGACCUAGUUUUCUAACCUCUCCAGCACUGUGAUGUUUCCUUGUAGAUAUCUGGACCUUGCUUAGUCCCUUAGUUGGGAAACAGAAUCAGGGCAUGGAGCAGAAAAGAACUGGACACCCCGAAUGGUCCUGGUUCUGCUACCUGUUAGCGGUUAGUGAGGGGACCUUUGGGGAGUCUGCCGUGCCCUGUGUGUCACCAUAUUUUCUUCUUCUGUGAAAUCUGUAUUAAAGAACAGAUGACUUUUCAAGGUCUCUUUCAGUUUUGUAACUGGGAGUCUAUGUAUUAGGUAUUUAUUUUCAACAAAUGACUUUAAAAUGUUGCAUGCGAACCAUUCCCACUUGGAGUGUUUUAUUUUUCAGUCAUCACCAUUGUCCCCCACUCCCCACACGUAUGUGUUGUGGCAUCCAGAGUGAGGAAAGACAGUUCAUGAGUCGAUGAAUCUGGGCCUUAUUUCUGUUUCCAUUUUGAGGAGUAACUUGUCACAGAAGCCUCUGCAGUUGAACAGAAGGAGCCACAUAUUGGGAGUCAGGAGUUCAUCUCUGUGGGUUAAUAGUUCCAUGACACGGAGUAAGUAGCUCAGCUUUUCGUGGUUCAGUUGCCGCAGUGUGGAUAGCGGCAUAGUGUUUGGUACUUGUGAGGGCUUAAUUAGAUAAAACAUGUGAUAGCUUUUUGUUAACUGUAAAAGGCUAUACAAAAGUAUGAGUUAUUAUAAUAAUUAUGGUUUUUUAUGCCUGGAUUACAGUAUCGGCACAAAAGUAUUGGCUGAUACUGUGGUCUGUGUUGUAAAAUGAAAGAGGCGUAGAAAUUCAAAUACUUUUCUGUGUAUUCAUGUGUUUGAUGUUGACAGUAGGCUACCCAGGUUAGAUGAACUUGCUCCUGCGGUUCCCUGCCACAUGGACCUGUAUCAAGUAGUUUCCCGGCCACAUGGACAUGUAUCAACCAGUGUGUGGCUUGUUUUCUUCAAGGUACCAAUUCUUGACUGACACUGAGGAUGUGUAUCCAAUGAAAGAUGAUUAAUAGAACUCAAGUCAGAGUACCACCCCUUCAGAUACUAUGGUGGUAGAUAUCAAUGUGUUAUUAAUAAUACAACUUUAGGUACAGACAAAAUAGAAAAUAAAAUUGACUGUCAUUAUAAUUAGUAGUGGAAAAUACAUUAAAAAUUAUUUGUGUAUAGCUUUGGAAAAAGUUUAUAAAGUUCUUAGAAGAGCUUUGGUAACAUUAUUUUUGAAAGCAUACACCUACAUUGUGACUGUGGGUAUACUGAGCAUAUAUUCUUACAUUGUUACUGGGAGAAGCUGCAAGUCAGUGCUGCAAGUCAGUAAAAAAAAUUCUCUUGGGUAUAAAAUGAAAGAAUUUUAAGCUUAGAGUGGCCAUUUUUAUUUUAACUCUGCAUUACUAAAAAAUAUAAAAGAAAUUCAUCUCCAUAUAAAAAUCUUUUUUGUUAUUUAUAUUUUGUUUUAUUUUUAUUUCCUAUUCUUUAUGGAGAGUAUAUCCAGUGGAUCUUUUAGUACUGUAAUAUCAAAAUGCUACAAAUAUUUGUGUUUCCUGCUAUGUUCAAGAUAUUGUAGUGACACCAACUUCUUGUGGCAUCAGCUAAUACUGCAUUUUGGAGUUAUUAGGGUGUUCUGUGAAGAAUGAAUACUGAAGUGACAGUUUUAUCUAGUUUUUUCAGGGGCAUUUAUGAUGGGGUUGGGUUGCCCAUUGUGUCUGACAGUGCAGUUCCUGUACUUCCUGGCAUAAUUGCCUUUUUUUUUCCCUUAAUGGAGAGGCAGGGUUCUGAUUGGUGCUGUAUAAAUUUAAGUAACAUUGUGCUUUGUAGGAAUGGUGAUGAGGAAGGCAUGAUUUCCCCUUGACAAUGAAUGAAAGGUGAACUGCAUCAGCUCUUAUCUGGACAUAUAUGUUAAUGUUUUCUGUGCUCCUUGAUACAAGAAGUUUCCAAGUUAUAUAGGAAAAUUAAGUCCAUUGAUCCUGUCUUUGUCCUCAGAAGGCAGAGAUGAGACAAGUGGAUAAAAGCUGUAGGAAGCUGAAUUCCAGAUUAAUCAGUGCCAAGGAAGAUUUUUCAUUAUCGGAAAACCCAACAGUCUAAAAUCAACGACCAGUUCUUCUGCAAAGGGGUGAGUUUAAGCAGGGCUAAUGUGACUGCCAUUUCUGCCUGUCCUAGAAGCUUAGACUAGUUGAACUUUGAGGUCAUUCUAUGAUUCUUCUAUUAGGGCUUCAAAUCAGUAUCGAGUGUGUGAAGAAAAAGUGCUCCCCCCACCAUUUCAAAUAAAAGUGAAUGUUUUCUCUUUCAAAGCUACUAUUAGAGGUAGUUGUGAUAGAUACUAACAAUCCCUGGUGUUAAUACUUAUGAUUCCACUCCUUUAUUUUAUUUUACUUUAAUUUUAAUUUUAAUUUUAUUUUAUUUUGAUGGAGUCUUGCUCUGUCACCCAGGCUGGAGUGCAGUGGCACAAUCUCAGCUCACUGCAAACUCUGCCUCCCGAGUUCAGGCCAUUCUCCUGCCCAGCCUGUAGCUUAGCUUAGCCAGGAUGGCCUCGAUCUCCUGACUUCAUGAUCCACUCCUUUUUAAAGUGAGUCUAGUCUGUCGAUCUUCAUAAAUAGAAGGGUUUUUCCCCCAGCUUGGACAUUAAAAAUAAUUUUUAAAAAGGUCUUUGUGGCCAACUGGAAAAUCUUCUGGAAUUAUCUAAUGCUUCAUUCAUUUCCCCCCCCCUGUAUUUCUGCUUUUUUUUUUCUUCCUAUUUAUACUCUCCAUACUUAGAAAUCUGAAAUUCAAAUACAUUUAGUUAAAACGAGUUAAUGAAGACUCCAGUGAUGUUUUAAUACCCUAAGAUUUUGUGAUUCCUCGGGCCUGGAAUGGAUCUUAGAAAAUUACCUCGUCCUCAUGAGCCUGUAAGCCGUAUUGUUUUCCCUCAGCCUUGCUCUGCCCAAUACAGUAGCCCCUUGCCAUCCGUGGCUGCGGAGCACCCGGAAUGGCUUACAGCCCAUGUGGGAAUGGUGCUGAAUGCUAACAGAGCAUUCACUCAUACGUGCUGCAUUUCUUAAAGGCCUCCCAAUAGCCUGCUUUCGGGAAUUCUGGCUUUUACUUGCUGUCUACUAUGAUCACCUGAUUUGUGCUUCACAUACAAAUCUGUGAAGUUUGCUUUUUCUAUUUAAGUGCCCUUAUACUUUCGUUUCAUCAUGUUUAUCUGCAGAUAAUCAGUGUCAUUGGCAUAUUUGAACAUUAUUCUGCCCUCCCUCCGCCAAACUCCUUAUGUACUAGAAUAAGAAAUUUUAUUUUUGAGAUUAUGAUUUUAAUUUGAUUUUACAGACAUUCUUUACUUUUUUACAAAGUACAGUUGUUAGAGUCAUAGAAGAGUGAUUCACAACUUUGAGAAGAUAGAUUUCAUGAUUAAUAUUUUUUUUUGGAGACAGAGUUUCGCUCUUGUUGCCCAGGCUGGAGUGCAAUUGUGCGAUCUCGGCUCACUGCAACCUCCGCCUUCUGGGUUCAAGCAAUUCUCCUGCCCCAGCCUCCCAAGUAGCUGGGAUUACAGGCAUGUGCCACCAUGCCCAGCUAAUUUUGUAUAUUUAGUAGAGAUGGCGUUUCUCCAUGUUGGUCAGUCUGGUCUCGAAUUCCCGACUUCAGGUGAUCUGCCCGCCUCGGCCUCCCAAAGUGCUGGGAUUACAGGUGUGAGCCAUCGUGCCUGGCCCAAUAUUUUCUAAGAUAAAAUUAUUCUGAGAAAUCUAGUGAAACCUUUUCAAUUGCUUUAUUAUUAAUGUUUCAACAUUGACUCUGUCAACUAGGCGAAUAUUACUAUUUAAAGGUUUUUAGAGGCUGGCCAUGGUGACUCAUGCCUGUAAUCCCAACACUUGGGAAGCCAAAGUGGGAGGAUCACUUGGGACCAGGGGUUUGACGCCAACCUGGGCAAUAUAGUGAGACCCUGUCUUUACCAAAAGAAAAAAAAAUUAGCUGUACAUGAUGGAGUACACUAGUAGUACUACCUACUGGGGAAACUUAGGUGGGAUAAUCACUUGAGCCCAGGAGUUUGAGGCUACAGUGAGCUAAGAUCAUGCCACUGCACUCCACCCCAGGUGACAGAGUGAGACCCUAUCUCAAAAAGAAGAAAAAAGGAAAAAAAAAAAAUAUAUAUAUAUAUAUAUAAAAUAAAGGUUUGUAGAUACAUGUUACCCACUUAGAGAAUAAUUUAUUUUUGAAUGUGUAUGAUACCUAAGUGAUAUGCAUAUAUAUAAUUAAGACAUUUUUAAUCUCUUUAGAUAUUUCUUCAUAAGAUACAUGUAUCUAUAGAUAGCUAUAUACAGAACAACUUACAAAUAAUAAAUAGACAUUGUUUCAUACAGUUUUUUCCAAAGAAAUGCAGGAUUUUUCUCCAAAUCCUCCCUCCCCGAGUCCCGUUACUUACAUAUUUUUGUCUUUAAGUGUUAGAUUACUUGUUUCUGCUGCCUACUGUUGGUAGUUUUGUCUUUUAUACAUUUGCUGUUAGAUUUAGUUACUUUGAAAUGUUGAACUUGAAAUGUAAUGAAAAGGGCACAUGAGAAUUCAUCAUCAGGGAAGAUAUCUUUUAUGUUGAGCAGUUGCUAUCUGAUCUUGACAGACUCUCCUCUUAGAGGACUGUUGAAGUCCAUUCUAGUCAUUUUGUAACUUAAUAAUUGCAGAAAGAAAUGAUGCAAGGACUGUUUAGUGGACUGAGAUGGCUGAGCAGGUUGUUGGCCUGAAUUAUUGAGAGGAGAUAGGUGGAUCUAGCUUCAGAGGAAGUCUAUGCCCCAUUCCCUUCUGCAUACAAUGUACCCAUGACAUGUGUUUAGCAUAGUAAUACUGUAACAGGACAUUGCAUGGAGAAAUCAAAGCAGCUGGCUUACUGUAUUUAACUAAAAAGAAUGCCUACAGAUUGGAUAUUUAAUAGGGAAAAUCAGGGCACUUUAAUAACAAAUUUCAUUAUGUAAAACUUGUUGAAUAUUAACAUACGAUACACCUUGUAUGUUAAUGCCAUAGUUUUUAGAAACACUAAUUUAAACAACAAAUUUAAGAGAUGCUGGCAUAUCCCAGUGACACCUUCAGUUUUAUUGCUGAUUAAUAUUUUCUAGUAAAUUAGUUUUAAUUAUUGGUAGUCUGUUGGGCACCAUUUGGGAAAGAAAUAAAUUGGUCUCAGUGUAGCAGACUUAUAGCCAAAAAAUUUGAAAAAAGAAUGAGUAUAAGAAAGAAUAUUACUUAUUUCAUUUUUAAAGGAAUUGUAUUAUUGUGAAGUGCUGCAUGGUUGAUAUAGUUUGGUUGUGUGUCUACUCAAAUCUCUUAUUGAAUUGUAGUUCCCAUAAUCCCCAUGUGUCCUGGGAGGGACCCGGCGGCAGGUGACUGAAUCAUGGGAGCAGUUUCCCCCAUGCUGUUCUCAUGAUAGUGAGUUCUCACAAGAUUUGAUGGUUUUAUAAGGGGCUUUACCCCCUUUGCUCAGCACUUCUCUUUCCUACCACCCUGUGAAGAAGAAGGUGCCUUUCUUCUCCUUUGCCUUCCAUCAUUAUUGUAAGUUUCCUGAGGCCUUCCCAGCCAUGCAGAAUUGUGAGUCAGUUAUACCUCUUUUUUAAAUAAACUAUCCAGUCUCAGAUAUUUCUUCAUAACAGUGUGAGAAUGGACGAAUACAAUGGUCUUACUCAAUUUGAAGGUAUGACACUCUUUGCCUUGGAAAUCAUGUAGACAUUUUAAGUCAUUCCUAUUUUUAAUGUAGACAAACGUCCAGGUAGCAAUUUUGGGGAUAAUAAAUGAGUUCAGCUUUUUUUUUUUUUCCCUUGAGACAGAGUUCACUCUUGUUACCAAGGCUGGAGUUUAAUGGCAUGAUCUUGGCUCACUGCAACCUCUGCUUCCUGGGUUCAAGCAAUUCUCCUGUCUCAGCCUCCCAAGUAGCUGGGAUUACAGGCAUGUGCCACCACACCUGGCUAAUUUUUGUAUUUUUAGUAGAGACAGGGUUUCUCCAUGUUGGUCAGGCUGGUCUCGAAUUCCUGACCUCAGGUGAUCCACCUGCCUCAGCCUCCCAAAGUGCUGGGAUUACAGGCGUGAGCCAUCACGCCUGGCCAAGUUCAGCUUUUAUUCACAUUUUUUCCCCAAAGUGAUGUAUUCUUGAAAGUAGACAGUUACUUUCUAUAGAGUGAUUUGUUUUUUCUUUAAGAAAAUAAUUUACAUAAACAGAGAUUAUGGUAAACAUUUUGAAUCUUAGGCUGUUGGUUAAAUUUAAUGGCUUAUGCACUCUUGAGUUCUCUUUAUUAAUAUUUGCAGAAGGAGAACAUAUGUGUUUCACUGAUAUGUAUGGUCCAGAAAAAUUACUUAAUUCUCAAAAAUAUGUUACAUUGUCAUAUUGUGUUAGGGAAUAUUCCAUAAGUAGUCUGUUUCUUUUUUUUUUCUUUUGCUGACUGUUGACAUCCAAACACCUGAAUGAAAACUGACUCAUUUAUGUAUUGGUGUCUAAAAAUAUUGAUUUGCAGAUGUUCAUAGAACACUUGCAUUUUUUGAUUCAAGUUGCUAAAUCAAAUGUAAAGGCAAAUAUGUAUAUUUAAUAAGUGAGAAGUAUUUUCUUAUUACUGAAAUUUAUUCUCAAAGCAAAUGUAUUUUGUAGAUGUUUCAUUUGGGAGAUUUUGCUUUGCCUUAAAACAUACAAAAUAAACCUGUCUUGUGGUCUGCCCACCUAAAAACCUCUGUUAACUUCACAUGUAGAAGGAGUUCAGAAUUCUUUGAUAAUAUGUGGAUUUCACUUUCAUUUGUAUUAAACAAAAAUAAAAUUAGAGGCCAUAGCACUUUGUAAACGAAUGUGAAGUUUCUCGUUGAAUCAUCAAAGCUACCUGUAUGUACUUUAUAAUUUAAUGUUCUGUUAGUAAAAAUUGUCAGCAUUUUAUCUUUUUCUCUUCUCAUUACAUUUUAGUCUCCUAUCUUUCCCAUUCUCAGCGGUCACAGUUUUGCAGAGCAAAACAUUUUUAGAAACUGAAGAUGUGCGAGUUCUAUAUAAAAUGAAUGUGUUAGUAACAUCCAUCUGCUGAUCAAGUAGGCAUUGGAUCUGGUACUAGAAAGUGAAAUUGAUUGUAGCUAUCAAAGCAUUUUAUCAAUGUAAGUCAAGAAAAAAGAAGAAAACUGUGAACCUCUGAUAUUUUUAACAUAAGAACUGUUCCCAAUGAGUAUUCUCUUGCUGAUUUUGUGUUAAUGUUAUCAUCUUUGAUUUUUAAGCUAAUGCUAAUAUAAAAUCUAAAAUUUCAACAUGAUGACAACAGUUCCUGUAGCCCAGUUUUACCAUUGGGACGUUUUUGAAAACAGAUGUCUUCUUAGAAAUUGUAUUUUUAAGUGCAAAUAAAUCAUCCCGACUUGAAAGUCAACACAUUUUAUUUUUCAUUUCGUAGUAGUACAGAAUACGCUGCAUUUAGAUACAGGUUUAAUUUGCCAGAUUUCCUCAGAAUUCUAUAUUUUCAUAUUGCUACAACUGGUUUACUUAACAUGCAAUGGAAUUGUUAUUUAAAUAAAUUACGCUUGAUGGAAUUGCA
Molecule: messenger RNA, 10530 nt
Organism: Macaca mulatta (Rhesus monkey)
Lineage: Eukaryota; Metazoa; Chordata; Mammalia; Primates; Cercopithecidae
Source: RefSeq, a predicted model, not a curated record